AGGCCGACGACCGAAACCUCCCUGCCGGUCGGGGUCGCUGUUUCACGGCUAUCGUGCUCCCCGUUCCCUCGCAUCCACCAAACCUCCGCGAAAAGGCUGAAGGUUGAGCGAGGCAGAACACAACCGCGCGAAGAGCGCAGACCUGGCUCUGCAAGCCGUGAAAGAAGAGACCGACUACGCCCCUCUGAGGCGGUUGCCAUAGCGGCUUCCCAGUCCCUGAAUUGACCCCCGCCAAGGUCCUCCUCCUCCUCCUCCUCCUCCUCCGCCUCGGCAGAGACGUCAGACGGCGGAAUUGCCGCACACACGCGGACACAGAGGAGCAAAGCCGUCGGAAAAAGUUGGCGUUUACUCAGUGACGAGACAAAAUGCGGCGCGGUCGUGUCGAGACUAAACGUCAAGGUCAGAAUCCGAGACGCGACGACGACGACGCCGCCGCCUUGCGAGCGACUUUGCCUGGAAGGGGACGGAGAGGCGCGGAGGGGGAUGCCACUGCGUGUCGUUGUCUCCGGCAUCAACAGUGACACCUUUCCUCGGAGAGGACAUCCGCGCUCGCUGCUAAGUCACGCCGACAAACUUGUUCAAAAGGCCGGAAAAGAGCGACUUGUUCCGACUUUUGACAUUGCGUCCGCCUAUUGUAUUAUGAGCCUCCUUCAAUUAUCGUGACGUUUCCUGCUUCCUCCCUGCCACGGCCCUCGGCUGCUCACCUGGCUAGCCAAGACGCUCCACACCGGCUAGCUAACCGAAUAAACCUCCCCGUGGUUCCAAAGUCUUCGAAACAGUUGCACGAUUGCAGUGAAGUUCGAACCGACAAAGGGUCCAACUUCGUUCAACUUCAAACACGCUUCAACACCUCCACUACCACCCCUGAAAGAUGUCUCCCAGGAGAGGCUUUCGUCACCCGGGCAGCUUCGGUAGCAGCUUGCCGGAGCGGGGGCUUCUCUUGCUGGUGCUCAUCGUGCUCCUGCAGGGCUCCCUGCUGCCCUUCGGAGCCGCCAGCUCCCCGGACGUGGGCCACCGAGACGAGGCAGACGUCCACGCCGAAGCGGAAGAGAAGCACAACUUCACCAAAAAGCCCUUCCCGGUACUCAGCUUUGAGUACAAACACAUCCAGGUCCCCUUCGAGAUCUCCUUGUGGGUCCUUCUGGCUUCCCUGAUGAAACUGGGGUUUCACCUCAUCCCUCGCCUGCCCGGGAUUGUGCCCGAAAGCUGCCUACUGAUCCUGGUGGGCCUUUUGGUGGGCGGGCUCAUCAAACUGGCCGGCCAGAAGGUGCCACCGGUGCUGGACUCCAACUUGUUCUUCUUCUGCCUGCUGCCGCCCAUCAUCCUGGAUGCUGGGUACUUUUUGCCCAUCCGCCCCUUCAUGGAGAACCUGGGCACCAUUCUGAUGUUUGCUGUGGUGGGCACGCUGUGGAACGCCUUCUUCAUCGGCGGGCUGCUGUACGCCGUAUGCCAGAUCCAGCCCAACAAUCCGUCGGACCUGCACUCGCUGGAGCUGCUGCCCUGCCUUCUCUUCGGCUCCAUCAUUUCCGCCGUGGACCCCGUAGCCGUGCUGGCCGUCUUUGAGGAGAUUCACAUCAACGAGCUGCUGCACAUUCUGGUGUUUGGCGAGUCGCUGCUCAACGACGCCGUCACUGUGGUGCUGUACCAUCUUUUCGAGGAGUACUCGGGUGUGGGCUCGGUGACGGUGAUAGACGGCGUGCUCGGCGUCAUCUCCUUCUUCGUGGUGGCGCUGGGCGGGGUCCUGGUGGGCGCCAUCUACGGCAUCCUGGCGGCGUUCACCUCACGCUUCACUUCGCACACGCGAGUCAUCGAGCCUCUCUUUGUCUUCGUGUACAGCUACAUGGCCUACUUGUCGGCCGAGAUGUUCCACCUGUCGGGCAUCAUGGCGUUGAUAGCGUGCGGCGCGGUGAUGCGGCCGUACGUGGAGGCCAACAUCUCCCACAAGUCGCACACCACCAUCAAGUACUUCCUGAAGAUGUGGAGCAGCGUGAGCGAGACGCUGAUCUUUAUCUUCCUGGGCGUGGCCACCGUGGACGGCCAGCACAACUGGAACUGGACCUUUGUCACUGUCACCGUUGUCCUGUGCCUGGUGGCGCGGGUCAUCGGCGUGGUGGGCCUGACUUACGUCAUCAACAAGUUCCGCAUCGUCAAACUGACCACCAAGGACCAGUUUAUCGUGGCCUACGGCGGCCUGCGCGGCGCCAUUGCCUUCUCCUUGGGCUUCCUGCUGGACAAGAGACACUUCCCUCUGAGGAACAUGUUCCUCACCGCCAUCAUCAUCGUCAUCUUCUUCACCGUCUUUGUGCAGGGCAUGACCAUCAAGCCUCUGGUGGAUCUGCUGGCCGUGAAGAAGAAACAAGAGGCGAAGCGCUCCAUCAAUGAGGAAAUCCACACUCAGUUCCUUGACCACCUCCUGACCGGCAUUGAAGACAUCUGUGGACAUUAUGGACAUCAUCACUGGAAGGACAAGCUGAACCGCUUUAACAAGAAGUAUGUGAAGAAGUGCCUGAUCGCGGGCGAGCGCUCCAAGGAGCCGCAGCUCAUCGCCUUCUACCACAAGCUGGAGAUGAAGCACGCCAUUGAGCUGGUGGAGAGCGGAGGCGGCGCCAAACUUUCCUCUGCCAUACCUUCCACCGUCUCCAUGCAAAACAUCCAGCCCAAGAAGCCGGCGCCCGCCAAGCCUGAGGAUCGCGUUCUGCCUAAGCUCUCGAAAAGUCGGGAGGAAGAGAUCCGCAAGAUUCUGCGGAGCAACCUUCAGAAGACGCGGCAGAGGCUGCGUUCCUACAACCGCCACACCCUGCUGGCUGAUCCCUAUGAGGACAACUUUGGCGAAUUCCUCCUCAAGAAGCAGAAGAUGAUGGCCCUGGAUAAGAAGAUCCAAGACAUGAAUAACUACCUGACGGUGCCCGCCGCUCCUCCCGACUCACCCACCCUGUGCAGAGCCAGACUGGCCUCAGGCAGAGAAACUGAUUUCAAUCCCACUCGGCAGCAGAAAGCGGACACUGUCGGUCCAGACCCUCAAGCCUACAGCAUGAAGCCAGCGUUGGACAGCGUUCCCACCAUCCAAGUGGACCUGGCCUCCCCGCAGUCGCCCGACUCAGUCAACAUCUUAGACGAGUUCCAGCGGUCCGAACAGGCGGCGGCGGCGGAGGAGGGCGAGGACGACGGCGGUCUGAUGAUGAAAGCGCCCACCAGACCCCACGAGCGCUGCAACGCGGGCGAAAUGGACGCCGGCACCAGAGAGAAGCUGUCGAGGUGCCUGAGUGACCCCGGGCCCCACGCGGAGGACGAAGACGAGGACGAACCCUUCCUGCCUUAAACAAAGUUCACGUUGGAGGAAGCUUGAAGGGAUGUGGACUUCAUUCGGGACCUCACCAGCAUUUCACCGCUGCGUUCGCUCUGUGUGCUUUUGAAUGAGUUGCCUUUUGAUUCAUGGAGUGUCUUUCAUGGACGUAUCAGCCGCUUGAGUACAUGCGACGAUCAAUCCGACGUCCGAGUGCGCUGUCAUAAUGCAUCCGAUGUGCUUUGCAUCUCAUGUUUACAUUGCUGCAGAGGCUUCAUUUCUUGUGUUGAAUUUGACCUCGGAUCCGUUGGGGAUGCUAUCCAACCGCUAGUUCCUUGUCCUCGGAAGCUUCCUUUCAUGGACAUCGACGUUCCAAUUUUCAACUGGAUCCCUGUCACGUCGUUUUAUCUCGAUGUUAUUUCAUUGUCUGUUUUAAUCCAAAUCUCACAACAUUAUUCUGGUACGAUUGCAGUUUUAUUCCUGUCAUUUAUUAUGUGUACCCCCCCCCCCCCAGCCUUUUUCUUUGAGACCAUGUGAAAAGAAACCAAAGCCAGGGGGAAGCAAGCUAAGUUCACGAGACCAUUCGGACCAGAGAAAGCCAAAUAUGUUGGAGUUGCCUCAUAUCUGACAAAUGUAUUUCGAGAAACGUAUGGUCGCUUUUCCAUGCAGUCUGACUUGACCCACCCAAAGACUUUGGACAUUUUUUGCUUUCCUCAAGUUACCUCGCAGCGCUCGCCACAAUGCGUCCUUUUGCUCCCGCUUGUACUGUUUAACAAUGCCACCAUGAGCACUUGGACGCCACAAAAAGAACCUUUAUCUCCAAACGAGCAAUAAGUCGCUUUCCUAUGUUCACUUCAUGACAGGUCGUAAAAUCCCAGAUGGCUUUAGCGGGAGCUCCCACACCACCACAUCUAGGACAGCUACUCUCGAGUCUUUUACGAUAUACCGUACUUCACUACUAAUCUUGAUCUUCAGAGGUUGCUUUGUCACCAUUUCCUGUGUGAAAGUUAUUUUUGAUAUACUUUAAUGGGAAAAUGUACAUAUACAAAGAUAUAUUGGAUGUAUCAGAAAUGUAUGAUGCAAAUGUGCUAUAUAUAUAUAUAUAUAAAAUUUAUAUAAUAUCAAUCUCAAGCAUGUACCUCCACGAUGAUUCGUCUCAAAGCUUUCAGCAUUCCAUUCCUAUAACAAAUCAUCAACAUCAACCAAACUCACGACCUAACAAAGUAUCUACCAAAAUAAAGGUUUACUUUCUAACCCUG
Messenger RNA from Hippocampus comes (tiger tail seahorse), 4542 nucleotides. RefSeq names its product solute carrier family 9 member A1a (gene slc9a1a). Gene Ontology annotation, cellular component: plasma membrane. Gene Ontology annotation, molecular function: potassium:proton antiporter activity; sodium:proton antiporter activity. The record is from RefSeq and is a predicted model, not a curated record. Lineage: Eukaryota; Metazoa; Chordata; Actinopteri; Syngnathiformes; Syngnathidae. The transcript has 15 exons. Gene Ontology annotation, biological process: potassium ion transmembrane transport; proton transmembrane transport; regulation of intracellular pH. The coding region runs from base 872 to 3319 and encodes 815 amino acids.